Molecule: messenger RNA, 2170 nt
Organism: Parasteatoda tepidariorum (common house spider)
Lineage: Eukaryota; Metazoa; Arthropoda; Arachnida; Araneae; Theridiidae
Gene: Pgm1
Product: phosphoglucose mutase 1
Biological process (GO): carbohydrate metabolic process
Cellular component (GO): cytosol
Molecular function (GO): magnesium ion binding; phosphoglucomutase activity
Source: RefSeq, a predicted model, not a curated record
ACAAUUAUAAUUGUUUUGGCAACGGUUAGAACGCACUUGUUUUCGAUUUGUUCCCUUCAGAUGUGACCUUCAUUUAAAAUUUUGCCCUACUGAUUUGCAUAAGUGAAAAUUAGGAGUUUAGCAGACGAUUUUUACUAUGGCUAAACCUUUAAAAAUCGUAAAAUGUUCUACUACUCCUUUUGAAGGACAAAAGCCUGGAACAAGUGGUCUCCGUAAAAAAGUUAAAGUAUUCAAGCAAGAAAAUUACACUGAAAAUUUUGUACAAUGUACUCUUUCUGCGAUGGGAAAUAAACUUAAAGGCUCACUUUUAGCAGUUGGAGGAGAUGGAAGAUUUUAUGUGAAAGAUGCUGUACAGAAAAUUAUUAAGAUAUGUGCAGCUAACAAAGUCAAAAAACUAAUUGUUGCCCAGAAUGGUAUUAUGUCUACUCCUGCUGUAUCCUGUGUAAUAAGAAAAAAAGGUUGUGAUGGAGGAAUCAUUUUAACUGCUAGCCAUAAUCCUGGUGGAGAAAAUGAAGAUUUUGGCAUUAAGUUCAAUAUUUCUAACGGAGGUCCAGCUCCAGAUGGUGCUACAAAUAUGAUUUAUGAACUCACUAAGUCUAUUAAAGAGUACUCCAUCUGUCCAGAUUUAGAGUGUGACAUAUCUAAAAUAGGUGUUAAUGAUUACAUUGUUGAAGGUGACCCAUUUUGUGUCGAAGUCGUUGAUUCAGUAGAAGACUAUUUAGAACUCAUGAAAGAAAUAUUUGAUUUUAAUGCAAUAAGACAGCAUAUUUCUGGAGGCUUCAAAAUUCUCAUUAACUGUAUGCAUGGAGUCACUGGUCCCUAUGCUAAAAGAAUUUUCAUCAAUGAAUUGGGAGCCCAAGAAAGUAGUGUUGUGAAUGGAGUUCCUUUAGAAGAUUUUGGUGGUCAUCAUCCUGAUCCUAAUCUCACAUAUGCUGCAGAUCUUGUGAAAGCUAUGGAACAAGGGGACUUUGAUUUAGGAGCUGCUUUUGAUAUUUUUCAGGAUCGUAACAUGAUUUUGGGUAAAAAAGCAUUCUUCGUUUGCCCCUCAGACUCUCUAGCAGUUUUAGCUAAUAAUUUAGAAUGCAUUCCAUAUUUUAAAAAAACUGGUGUGAAAGGCUAUGCAAGGAGCAUGCCUACUGCUGGAGCUGUUGAUAGGGUUGCUGAAGUUACCGGCAAAAAGAGUUAUGAAACACCAACUGGCUGGAAAUAUUUUGGCAAUUUAAUGGAUGCUGGAUUGCUUUCACUUUGUGGGGAAGAAAGUUUUGGCACUGGAUCUGAUCAUAUUAGAGAGAAAGAUGGAAUUUGGGCUGUUUUAGCAUGGCUUUCUGUUAUUGCUAACACAAAUCUGAGCGUUGAAGAUCUUCUGACACAGCAUUGGGUUAAAUUUGGAAGAAAUUUUUUCACUAGAUAUGACUAUGAAAAUUGUGAAUCUGACCCUUGUAACAAAAUGAUGGCUGAACUUGAAGCAGCUAUUGGUAAUAAGUCAUUGGUUAAUAAAUCAUUCUCAUCGGGUGAUAAAUCAUAUGUAGUUUCAAACAUGGAUAACUUUGAAUAUGUUGAUCCAGUGGAUCAAAGCAUAGCAACAAAACAAUCAUUGGUUAAUAAGUCAUUCUCAUCUGGUGAUAAAUCAUAUGUAGUUUCAAACAUGGAUAACUUUGAAUAUGUUGAUCCAGUGGAUCAAAGCAUAGCAACAAAACAAGGUAUACGUAUUCUGUUUGAAGAUGGUUCUAGAAUUGUACUUAGAUUGAGUGGAACUGGAAGUAGCGGAGCAACUGUUCGUCUGUAUAUCGAUAGUUAUGAAAAUAAUCCAGAUAAAGUAAAACAACCUGCUCAGGAAAUCUUAAAACCUUUAAUUGACAUUGCCCUUAAUAUAACCAAAAUGAAGGACUACACAGGAAGAGACAAGCCUACUGUAAUCACAUAAAUGUGUUACUCUGACAAGAUCUGUACUUUUUUACCGGUGAAGUUUCAAAUUCUUGAUGGAAUGUCUAGUCUUUUGAGUGAAUGAAUGAAAUGCCAAACUCAGUGUAGGGUUGUUAACAUGACUUUUUCCAUAAAAUUCUAUGCCAAUUUCCGUUUUCAAUUGAAGAAUUCCAAUAUGGAGCCAUAUGUGUUUUAUUGUUGAUUGUAAAAUGCUUUAUAAAUACUUAAUAAACAGUUUUAUAUUUUA